Molecule: messenger RNA, 6009 nt
Organism: Rhinolophus ferrumequinum (greater horseshoe bat)
Lineage: Eukaryota; Metazoa; Chordata; Mammalia; Chiroptera; Rhinolophidae
Gene: SEC22C
Product: SEC22 homolog C, vesicle trafficking protein
Exons: 8
Coding region: 375-1286 (303 amino acids)
Biological process (GO): endoplasmic reticulum to Golgi vesicle-mediated transport
Source: RefSeq, a predicted model, not a curated record
UAUAAGGUCCGUGAGUUUUAAUUGUAUUUAGUGGGAGUAGAAAACAGUACUUGAACUCCACCUUUCCAGAAGCAGAAGUACCCCGUUCAUUCUUUUUUGAGCAGUGGUCAGAUCUCUUCUUCAAGUACAGACUGUCUCAUAAUAGCUCAUAACCUGGAUUCACAAACAUCAAAUGCCUACAGUGUGCAAAGCUCUUACCAGGCAGUGUGGAAAACACAAAGACUCACAGCAGCGUGUAAAAUGCCUCCACCCCUCAGGCAGCUGCCUUCCUGUGCAUGGACAUCCUCACACAUACACAAAAACUCAAGGAUCAGUCGACAUCAUACUGUCACCUUCAUAUAAGCAUCGUGUCCUCAUGACUUCUCUUGCGGACCAUGUCCAUGAUCCUUUUUGCCUGUGUGGUAAGGGUGAGGGAUGGACUGCCCCUCUCGGCCUCCACUGAUUUUUACCACACCCAAGAUUUUCUGGAAUGCAGGAGACGACUCAAGACUUUAGCCUUGCGACUGGCCCAGUAUCCAGGUCGCGGAUUCGCACAAGGAGGUGUCUUCAAUAUACACUUUUCUUCUUCGGGGGAUGUGGCCUGCAUGGCUAUCUGCUCCCGCCAGUAUCCAGCAGCCAUGGCCUUCUGCUUCCUGGAGACCCUGUGGUGGGAAUUCACAACUUCCUACGACACCACCUGCAUAGGCCUAGCCUCCAGGCCAUACGCCUUUCUCGAGUUUGAUAGCAUCAUUCAGAAAGUGAAGUGGCAUUUUAACUACGUAACUUCCACUCAGGUGGAGAGCAGCUUAGAAAAAAUUCAGGAGGAGCUCGAGUUCCAGCCUCCCACGGUCCUCACUCUGGAGGACACAGAUGUGGCAAACGGGGUGAUGAACGGUCACACACAGAUGCCCCUGGAGCCUGCUCCCAAUUUCCGAAUGGAACCAGUGACAGCCCUGGGUGUCCUGUCCCUUAUUCUCAAUAUCAUGUGUGCUGCUCUGAAUCUCAUUCGUGGAAUCCACCUCGCAGAACAUUCUUUACAGGUUGCCCAUGAGGAAAUUGGAAAUAUUCUGGCUUUUCUUAUUCCUUUUGUAGCCUGCAUUUUCCAGUGUUACCUGUACCUGUUCUACAGUCCAGCCAGGACGACAAAGGUGGUGCUGAUGCUUCUCUUCAUUUGCCUGGGCAACAUGUACCUGCAUGGGCUGAGGAACCUCUGGCAGAUCCUUUUCCACGUAGGCGUGGCUUUUCUGUCUUCACAUCAGAUACUGACGCGGCAGCUUCAGGAGAAGCAGUCUGACUGUGGAGUGUGAGGGUGACUUUGUGCAAGGAAUGGAUCCUUGGAUCUUCUUGUGAGGUCAUCUGUGUUUCCCUUUUGGCUUCUCGACUUCACCUCAGGUUUCCAUGCUUGAAGUUCAUUUCGACCAAACCGGACUGAAAGCGAGACUUAGGGACUUUGAACAGGUGCAGAUGAGGGUAUAAGGUCACUUGAUUCCUUGGCCCUGUUUUGUGCUGAGCGUUACCGCAGGAUCUCCAGUUUGGCACGUUUACUUAGGAUGGCAGACAAUGGGGGCUCAUUCAGAAAGGCAUUAUUGGCAGAUCAGAAUUAUUUUGGUCUUUUAAAUUAAAUGAUGCAAUAAACCACUAGAUUCAAUAAUACUAGUUUUAGUAAUUGGCAGUUGUCUGGAACCACUUUGAAAUCCAUAUCAGCUUUUCAGUAGAAAUGUGACUUGGUUUGUUUUUUUAGAGGGUCAGUACAGGGUGAAUUGAAAACUUCAAAAUAUGGUUCAUAAAUAUAAGCCAGAUAAAUUUUGUUUACAUUUUUUGAUAACUUAGGCUCAAUAUGAUACCUUUAGAAUAUUUAAAUAUAUUUUGGAUAUGGAUUGAACUUAUCUUCAUUUAGGGUAAGGACAGACUUAAAGCUGAGAAAAUGGCUAAGAAAGCUGAAUUUAUUUAAUUUAUAUGUAAGCUUUUGCGGUAGUGGGACUCUAUGGGUACAGAAAUGUUUUGUACUUAUUUGCAGGGUAUAUCUGAAUAUUUUAAAAAUUGAGUGACCAAUUCUAUUGGAUCAUAAAGUUAUAAGCAUGAGCAGAAAUGAGAAUUUCAGGAUUCCUUGCAUUGGGCCACAGACUGGAGUAGUUGAGUCACACGGACUCACACAGUGGCACUUUACAGACGCAGGAGGGAGAGGCUGCUGUCAUUGUGGCAGCCGAGUGCCUGUCAUUUUAAUGAGGGUGAAUACGUGACUCUGUGUGCCUGUUGCCAGAAGACCUCCCGAAUUAAUCAUUCCUCUACACCUUUCCCAAUUUUAAUUAUAUCAAGGGCCUCAGUUUUUAUGAACAAGAGUUAAGUAGGUGUUAACUUUUUUAAAGCUUUAUAAACAUAUAAUUAACCCUGUGCCCUGAAAAGUUACUUUUCUUUUUCUCAUUGUCAAAAUAUUGAUCAAUCAUAGUUCCCAAAAUGUGGACGUGAAUCAGAUCCCUUAGGUCUCUGGAAAUUGCAGCCUAGGUUGUCCGGUACCAUUCAGGAGGUCAUUUUGAGGAGCUUACCCUUGGAUUGUUCUGGAAUCUGAAUAGCUAGAAGUUUUAGAAGUCUGGAAUCUGAAUACCUCAGUCACAACUGCAUGGAAUACUUGGGGUUGAAUUACAUAGUCUUGAAAAAUGAACAAGUCCUGGUUUGAUAGUUUGUAAAAGUUGAAAACCAUUGAUUUCAAGAGUUUUUGAGCAUAUGAGGGAAGCAAGAAGAUUGUUUCGGGGAAUUCAGUUGUACUUGGUUAUUACUGGUGGUGUAUUUGUUACUGGGCUGUCCUGGUAUCACUUUAAGGAAAACAAGUUGAUGUGACUGGGAACCGUUGGGUAAAUGUUGCCACAGUGAUUUUAUUUUCUUAUAAUAGACUUUUCUAUUUUUAAUCAAGUAGAAUAUCUGAAUAUGAAAGUUCUGUUGGCAACAUCCUCAGAAUCCUGAGGAACCCUUCAGAAUCGUCUCUCUAUUGACUUUGCAUCUGCGUAGUUUUCUGUAUACGCGACAGGUGAAUGUUCAGGCUUUCCGGGAGGUAAUUUUGAAGAGAUGGUAAAAUAGAACGAGAAGCCAAAGGGAGAGACAAGUCCUUUUAUGGUAGAAGCACAAAAAAGCUUUAAAAGUUGGUAAGAACAGCUUACAAAUGAAUUGUUUCACCAAGAGCCCAUGUGCUAUUGGUGGUGUCCUGUAGCUAUGUACCCCAGGUGCUCUAGAGGUCUGAGCUUGUGACCCACAUUCAGCAAGAAGUAAAGAACAAUCCUUGAAGAGGACCCCAUCCUGGGGAAUGCUUUCUGCGCUAGCGGAGAUGUUAUCCACACUUGGUCGAAUGUGGUCUCAGUCGCUUACCAUCUACUUGGGGUUUGGGAUUUACUUUUGUAAACAAAAGGGGAAAGGUGCACUGGACAAGCAUAACAACAUAACGGCCACAUAAACAGUGUUUAACUGAAAUCCAGCUGAAAGAGGCCUCCGCUCACUGAAGGAAGAAACUAACGAUACGAAUAAGAAAGGAGUUCUGGAGAUUUCUUCUGAGGAGAAUCCCAGGCUCAGGGUUGACUUGGUCCAGGCCUGGAGGUUUGUGGCCCCCUGCUGUCACUCUCAGUGCCAGUAGGCUGGCUCCACAUCACAGUAGUCACCCCUCCCCACCACGGACUCAUUGCUGAUCUAGCACCUUUGUUUUCCCAGUGCUUAAAUGCUUCCUGCCAACCCACCUCACAGGGCUAGACCUGGGAAUAGAUAAAAUCAUGCUGAAAACAAAACCUUAAAAGUGCCUUCUGGUACCAGCUGCUGCGAGAGCUGGAGCAUUGGAGCGUGUCAGGGCCCAUCUCGUGUACCAGUGCUCUUGAGCGGGGUUCCCUUCCCCCGAGGAAGCUAUGAAGGAAACACGCAGACUCGGGUUUCCUAGUCUCCAGGCCAGCCGUACGUGACAAGGACCUUUCUGGGGUUCUUUGAACCGGGGGGGGGGGGGGGUCAGCCAGAGCAUAUUUAGUGUGGUGUCCCUCUCAGUACUAGAAGCCCACUGCCUGCAGCAGGAGGGAUGUGACCGUCGUCUCCGGCUUUGCUUCCCAGGCUUGCACCCUGUUACCUGUGAACUCUGUUUUCAGGCCUUGGGUCAGGCAUUAUGGGGUGGGAAAUGGGGUGGAAAAAGCAGUGUCACCAGGAGUGCUGAAAUAAAAACAUGAAGUGGACGUUUCUAUCAACGUCACCAUGAGCUCCCUGUUCUUUUCCUAGAUGUCCCCGUUCUCCAGGUCUCCCCUGCCUCUUUUCACCUCUGCCCCCCACACUUCAGCCCUGGGGACAGAGGCUGGCACUGCAAUGUCUGGGGGGAUGGGAAAGCCACCUUUUUUUGUGUUGAUAGUGUGGGUAGGAGCUUCGGAGAGGGAGCAGGUUGCACUGAGACCCAGCCCUCUCCCCCUGUGCCAGGAGCUUCAGCACACACCUGGCAGGCAGGUCCGGGGGAAAGUAGCACUUUGGUGGUCAGCAUGGCUCAGCGUCAAAGACAACAGCCAUCAGGGUGGGCUGUUUGGGGCACCUGAAUCGGUGGGGAGCAGAGCUGGGGGCUCCCUGUCUGCUGGAAGACAGCAGCUCCUCCUGGCAUGGGGACUGCCAUUUAUUGUUCCUUGAAGGAGUCAGCUGCUCAUGUAACAUGCGGGACAGCUGGCCCCCAGAGACCCUGCUGCUUGCACAGUGCCGCGCAGGUGAGGGCCGACAAGGACGGGAGUGUCUACGGCGACCAGGCGGUGCCCCCGCUCUGACAUUACCCACCUUCCGAUUGUUCCCACACAGAGUCCUGCCCAGGUAGAGGGACACCUGUGCAUGGGGAGUGUUCAUAUGAUGGAAGAGAGAGCAGAUGUGUGCUUGAGAGAGAAGGCGAGGGAUGGGGCCAGCGCACUGCUCAGCUGGCCGGGAGGCCUGGCUCGGCUCUUACACUUGGCCCCGCACCCCUGGCUUUGCACCACCGUGGGCAAGUCACUGCCCGCUGGCCCCAGUGUCCUCAGCUGGGAAAUGGUGACAACAUCAGCCCGCUCCCUGGCCUGCUGGCAUGAGGACAGAAGCCUGGUGGGGGCACAUACUGGGUGAAUGUGUUGUUCAGGUGCCGGGGGGGGGGGAAGCUGUGAGCGGGCCCGCAAUGUGAGGUUAUGUGUGCGUCACGCUCGCUGCACCUCCGGCCGCGUCUUCUGGCCAUUACAAGAAAGGGCAUCUUAUGCUACUGCAGUGUAAACGGCCUGAUCCUUUCACUCCAGAAAGGUAGCGGCCUCUCUGCCUCCUGCCUCCGGGCACCGAGCCCUCGGGACCAUCGGAGUUCAGUCCUCACGGACCCAGGAGGCCAGUUGUACUGGUUGUUAGAGGCUUGUCCUACAGAGCCAGGGACCAAACCUCAAGGUCUGUCUCCAACCCGAGCUCUGCUUCUCCCUUCUUGGAGCAGUGACGUCAAACUCUGUUGUUGGGGAAAUGUCACUGGCAGGGAACCUGUGGAAAAUGGCUUGUUAGUAGAAUCUGGGAAUGGCCGGAUAUGGAAACAUCUGGCUGUGUGUACUGAUGGCAGAGCUGUUCCCCUCAAGCGCCUUUUAUUUAAGGUAAAAUUAUCAAAUCCAUUCUGUUCCUCUAAUCUGUGCUUGGUACAUAUGACCUUCUUUUAACCCUUACAUGUAUACGAUUCGGGGGUUGCUCCAGAAGCAGUAGUUAACGAGUUAUUCGUAUGACUCCUAGGAUUCUGUUUUGUUUAAUGGUCUUUCCUCCUAAGAGGACCAGAUUGGGGCUGAGUUAGCCAGGGCAAAACCAUUUAUUUCACAUAUUCAUUUUGAAUGCUCGCUGUCGGUGUUAUACAAGCUUCUUACUGUUUUUAUGUAUUAACAAAGAUCUAUUUUGAGUAAAUGAUAGGUACGUUUUAACAAACGUCCACACAGUGGUAAAGCCUAAACUUGUCUUGAUGUUUGUGAGGAGUGUUGCCUAGCCAUUUAUAUACUGUGUAUAUGUAAAUUAAAUGGGGUGGCUUCAGAAGUGGGAGGAGAAUAAAUCUAA